Molecule: messenger RNA, 1677 nt
Organism: Paraglomus occultum
Lineage: Eukaryota; Fungi; Glomeromycota; Glomeromycetes; Paraglomerales; Paraglomeraceae
Source: the annotation of a GenBank genome assembly
AUGAAUAUAGAAACAUUCAGACACACACUGACACCAUAUUUUUUGAAGACAGCCAUUAUACUUAGCGGUCUAUUAUCAUUCGCGUCGCUAGGUGCUAAACAAGUGGCGCCCCUACCUCUAGUAUCACUACCAGUGAUACUACUUGCCGUUAGAUACAGUAAAAAGAUAUACUAUGACGUAGCAAUAUUCUCCUUCGUGGCAAUUGGUAUCGCCGCGUCCUACAAAGUGUACGCAGAUGAAGCAACGUCGAAUCCGUUAGACGAUAACGCAGCUCUAUUCAUUAUCGGCAGUAUUAUUUCGUUAAUGACGAUAUGUCCUAUCUAUAUCGACAAGUCGCUUAGACAAAGAAAGAAAAUAGGUUACUUUCUCUUUCCCGCGUUGUGGACCCUUGUCUGGGGUCUCUACAGAUACUUUUCGCCAUUAGGCUCGUGGGGAGACUGGGCGUAUUCGCUGCAAGGCCCCUUCAUGCAAAGUGCAGCAUGGUUUGGUUUGUCGGGUAUCGAUUUCAUUAUGGCGUGGAUGGCGCAAGUCAUCGCCGAAUUCGUCUAUGACGCCCCGGAUAAAUUCCUCGGGGCAAUCAACGAAGAGGAAACUACGUACCUACUUGUUCGAAACGAUAGGUUUUACCAGAAAAAACACAGGAAAUUUGCGAUAGGAUCGACGCUAUUUUUUCUUAUAGUGUAUGUCCUCGGGGCUUCGAGAAUGAGCACGAUCGAGUCGAAUGAUCCGGGCAUGAAGUCAUUCGGGGUUGCCUGCAUCCUCGGCAGCACCAACUACAAGACAUCCCCAACAGAGCAAAUGUUGGCCGCAACACGGCAUUACGUAUCGAGAGCAAAAAUUGUAUUAUGGUCCGAAUCGGCGUUGCAUAUAGAAUCAACGGAAGAAUUAGCGUCGAUAUUAAAGGACGUGAUGGAGAUAGCCUACCAAUCGCAUUCAUACAUAGGACUCUCCUAUACUAUACCAACGGCGAAUGGUAUGCGAAAAAACGUCUUGAACUUAAUAUCACCGCAAAACGUUAGCGUGUUCGAGUACGUGAAAUCUCAUCCCGUACCUUUCGCUGAGUCACAUUCCGUUAUGGCAGGACCGGGCAUUUUGCCACUCGCCAGCAUAAAUAUAACGCAUGGACACUCCAACGUAAUUGGAAAUAUAAAAGUUUCCGGGGCGAUCUGUUUUGAUAUGGACUUUCCAAACCUAAUCUGGCAGGCAUCGGAUGCCAAAUUGAUGCUGUCACCGGCACAAACUUGGUCGGCUGCGAUUGGGAUGCAACAUUUCAAGAUGGCUGCGGCCCGUGCCAUCGAAAAUGGGUUUUGGAUACUGAGGUGCGACGCUGGAGGGGUUUCCGGUGUCGUAGAUGAUUAUGGCCGAUUUCGCCUUUGGGUGCCCGCCCCCAAAAAUGGCGUAACAGGGUUUACGUUCGAGUUCCCCCUCUUGGAAGAAAAAAUUCAGACAUGGUACGCAUUUUGGGGAGAUGCUCCCUUGCUAGCUUUAGUAAUAGGAAUACUCGCGUCAAUAGUCGGGCCCAUCUGGGUAGUCCAGAUGUUGGAUGAAAAGGCCGAGCAGGUUAAAACGUUCGUGAACGGAGAAAUCCGUAAACACGUGAAUAAAUUCGUUGGGGAGGAAGGAGAAGGAGGAGGACAAGGAAGCGACGUGACAUUCAACUCAUUGGAGAUUCCCUAG